Molecule: messenger RNA, 2197 nt
Organism: Hydractinia symbiolongicarpus
Lineage: Eukaryota; Metazoa; Cnidaria; Hydrozoa; Anthoathecata; Hydractiniidae
Exons: 2
Coding region: 1481-2197 (238 amino acids)
Cellular component (GO): nucleus
Molecular function (GO): DNA binding
Source: RefSeq, a predicted model, not a curated record
UAGUGCAUCUAAUCGUUGCGCACCGCGAAUCGUUGCGCAGGGGAAGAAUAUUCACCAAUUGCAUGGAUCCCCUGCACCUAUAAAAGCUGUUUAUGAUAUGAAACGAAGUGAAAAUGAUCUGGCUUUGAAAAUAAUACAAUUUCAACACUUAACAAACCGGCAUACUUUCAGAAAAACAAUAUUUAGUACUUGAAAUGAAGAAGUGAUUAAAUAAAUACUUCCACGUGGUCCCACGAAACUUUGUCAACUAGCUUCGUCGGCCGCCAUCUUUAAAAUGUUUUUUUGUUGAAAUGACGCAACAUAGUCUCGAUUACCCAUGUAAAUAGUUAUUUUCAUGUAAACCCGUGGCCGAAUUGAGAAAACAGCUGCGCAAUAAUUCGCGUCACAAUCCGCUUGUGGGUCACAUUUUAUUGCGCACCCUUAUGCAACAUCCUACCAAUAGGGUUUGCUAUAUAAAUAGUUUCGAAUGGCGCCUUUUUUUUGAAUUCGAAAUUGAGCAUGAAUGCAUCAGAUUCAUUCCUAAACAAAAACAGUUCAGGUACAGACGUGUUUUUAAAGUUGUUAGUCAUUUUAAACGUAUACAAGGAAUUUAAUUGGUAUUUUAAUUACAAACAUGCCAAAUAACAAAGUUAAGAGAAAGAUUGAGACUCCGUGGACAGAGGAUGAUAUGCAGAAAGCAUUGGCGUUAUAUAAGUCUUCAACUUCUUCACUCCGUUCUAUUGCGAAAGAGGUAUAUAAACAUAACCUUCGUCAAAAGUACGGGGGUGCAAGUUUGAUAAUAGGGCAAUAAGUUUCAUUAUUUCUCCUUGUUUUUUUUAUUUUAUAUAAAUUUCUUUUUAGUGUAAAGUUGCUGAAUCUUCGCUUCGCUUUCGCUUAAAGAAGGUAGAUAAAGGAAGGUCACUUUCCAAAGCUGGUCGAAAAUGUGUGUUUAGUGAGCAGGAGGAGAUCGAAUUGAGAAAGUGUAUCGCUAUAGUUUGUGAAAACGGAUUCAGUCCAACAUUAGUGGAGAUACGAGAGUUAGUGAAGCAGUACGUGACUGUCAAUGACAUCAACACACCAUUCGUGUCAAAUCGCCCUGGAAGGACUUGGAUGAAGUUAUUUAUGAAGAGGAAUCGACUUUCUCUGAAAAAAGCAUCAAUGAUUUGCAUUUCGAGAAAGUCAAAUACUGCCAACCCUUUCGUAAUUUACGAUUUUUACGACAAGCUAGAGGGGAUUUUGAAAGCAAAUCCUGGAAUAAAGCCAGAAAAUAUUUGGAACUGUGAUGAGUCUGGAUUUCCUACCGACCCCGCAAAAUCGAAGGUAAGGUUUGACUUAGUAAUUAUUCUUUGUCUUAAUGCAACGACUUUUCAUAACUUCCCUUCUGAGUAUUAACAGGGUAUAUAUAUAUUAUUUCAAUAUGCUUCCUCUUUAGGUGAUAGGUCCAACAAACCAACCAGCGUUUAAGCUAUCAUUUGGGGCCAGGAGGGAAAAUAUAACAACGAUGGCUGUAUGCAACGCUGCUGGUAAAGUUCUUGACCCUUUUAUCAUAUUUCAAGGUAAAAACUUUCAGUCAACUUGGAGAGGCGAAAAUGGUCUACCAAAUACAUUUUACGCUGUCAUACCAAAUGGAUGGAUGGAUACAAUCACGUUCGCAGAUUGGUUUGAUAAGUUUUCUGACCAAAAUGCUGCUAGACCAAUGUUGUUGCUUUAUGACGGACACAUGAGUCACAUUUCCAUACCAGUGAUCCAGAAAGCUUUGGAUCAAAAUAUCCAUCUGUUAAAGUUCCCACCACACGUUACGGAUAUACUUCAGCCCCUCGACAAGCGCUGUUUUGGGCCACUAAAACGAUCCUGGGAGAACUUGCUGAACGAAAGAAUUAAUCGUUUUGGAUUGGUGAAAAAGGUCGAUAAACCUGAAUUUGUCAAUCUUUUAGCCACUGUAUGGCAUGAAGGAAUGAACGAGGGAAAUGUAAAGGUAGGUUUCGAAUCCACUGGAAUCUGGCCUCUCAACCGCGAGAAAUACGAUACUUCUCGCUUUGACGUGCGACUUGUCCAUCGCUAUGAUGAGUGGGUUGCUUCGGGAAAACCCUCCCUUGACUGGACAACCUGUAACAGUGGAAAAGACGCACCAAAAGCAGUCAAAAAACCUUUGACAGAUAGUAAUGUAGAGUUCGCUGUAGAUAACACAUCAACAGAAACCAAAAUAUCGACACCUUAA